Messenger RNA from Larimichthys crocea (large yellow croaker), 2627 nucleotides. RefSeq names its product RAP2C, member of RAS oncogene family (gene rap2c). Gene Ontology annotation, biological process: Rap protein signal transduction. Gene Ontology annotation, molecular function: GTPase activity; GTP binding. NCBI's taxonomy places the organism in Eukaryota, Metazoa, Chordata, Actinopteri, Sciaenidae. The transcript is spliced from 3 exons. Bases 690 to 1241 code for a protein of 183 amino acids. Gene Ontology annotation, cellular component: membrane. The record is from RefSeq and is a predicted model, not a curated record.
UGAUCAGACUUUUAUUUUGAAAGUCCUGGCGUCGUCGUGUUGUCGUUAGCGGAAGUCCGCCUGUUAGCUUCAGGAAAUCAGUCUGUAGGAGCAGCUCUCCUUUCUGGGAUCAAACUGCCGCACACACACCGGAGCAGCUACAAACUGCACCCGAUGGGCGCUCGGAUUAUUAUUUUUAAUCUGCGGGUUGUCAAUCGAUAGCACGCCCGUGUGCCGAAGCGCCGGGGUGGGCCGGAACCAGAACCAGGCCCGGACGGACGGACACAACCACCGCUGCGUUUAGUGACACCGGCGGGCUGCUCGGUCUGUGUGUGUAGGGCGCAGUUGGCAUGCUGUCUGUCGCUGGAGGUGUAAUGUGUGUCACCCUGACCGGCGGCAGGUCGUCCGGUGAGUCCCCGGUGCGCGUGGCUCCUCAGCUCGGGUGUGAAGGCUCGAGGCUCGGGCAUGGCACCGCGAGCUAGCUCCGAGGCUAGCUAGCGCCAGAGUUACCGAUCACGGACAGCAACUUUUAUCCGCCAGCAGCUCGAGACAAACAGUGAGUAUGAGUGUGACAUUUGGGUUUGUGUGAACGAAGAGGAGUUAUUCUGCGUCGCCUUGUGUUCAUCGGUUCGCUUGUUGGAUAUUUCAAUGUUUCCGGAGCGAGUAUAGCAGUGUAGCUGAGUCGUUAGCUGCUACGUUAGCCCGCCCCAAUGAAAGAGUACAAAGUGGUCGUGCUGGGCAGCGGCGGCGUCGGCAAGUCCGCGCUGACCGUCCAGUUUGUCACCGGCACCUUCAUCGAGAAAUACGACCCGACCAUCGAGGACUUCUACCGAAAGGAGAUCGAGGUGGACUCGUCGCCCUCCGUGCUGGAGAUCCUGGACACGGCGGGGACGGAGCAGUUCGCCUCCAUGAGAGACCUGUACAUCAAGAACGGACAGGGCUUCAUCCUGGUCUACAGUCUGGUCAACCAGCAGUCUUUCCAGGACAUCAGACCAAUGCGAGACCAAAUAGUGCGAGUGAAGCGCUUCGAAAAGGUGCCGUUGAUCCUGGUCGGGAACAAAGUUGACCUGGAGUCUGAGCGUGAGGUCGCCGGGUCAGAUGGGCGAGCUCUGGCUCAAGAGUGGGGCUGCCCUUUUAUUGAAACUUCUGCCAAGAGCAAGACGAUGGUAGACGAGCUGUUCGCAGAGAUCGUCCGACAGAUGAAUUAUUCCACGCUGCCGGAGAAACAGGAGCAGUGCUGCACAGCCUGUGUGGUACAGUGAGGAAGAGAUCGUUCGCCUGGAUCGCCACAAGGAUUUUGAUGAACCAUUAACCUGACGGACAACCUGACUUUUUGAGCCUACUGACAAAAAAAACAAAACUUUCCAUAGCUGGUAAAGUUUCUGUUCAAGGUGGUUUCUGACUGUGUGUCACAGAGCACCUGACAGGAAAGACGACGGCCCUAUUUUUGAUAUCAUAACUGUUCAAAGACGUUUCUGCUGCAACCUCAACGGCCUUUGCAAUGACCCAGGGUGGAGCCAGACAGACAGACUUGUUAUGAGCAAGAUAGGCCAUCUGUGAAUUUCAGUCUUCUUUUUUUUUCUUCCUCCUUUUAGUCAGAAGUAUCCCUGAAAUAAUAAGCAGGAGUGUUUGUGAGGUUGCAGCUUCUUUUUAAAGCUGCUUUAAUCACUAUUAUAUACUUUAUUAUUACUUGUAUUAUGUCUCAAGUUUGAAAUUUGACAAAGUAUUUCAUAAUAUUGAAACAUUUUGACUUUUAAGCAUGCAGACUUCGACCAGUUUGCUGCCCAGGUAUACUGCUGGUUUUAUUUUGGAAAAUCUUGUCUUAGAUAGUUCAGACUACGGCAUUGUGGUACUGCAGUGUGACUUUUUUUAUCUUAAGGAAACUUAGACAGGAUGUACAACUCUCUGUGGAUUAAACCUGUAACAUUUACAUCAACGGGACGGUCACUUCCUCCACCAGUCCAUUCUGCUGCCCUGUGGUCCAAACGUUCACUGUUUUAUCAUCGCAGUAGCCUGAAGCAGUUUAAACUCAUCUGAAAACAUGCAUGCUCAAAAUUGAAAAUGUUCUACUAAAUCAACUUGAAGUGAUAAGGAAGAGCCAUUUUACUGUUUUUAGCCUGAAUUCUGUCAACGUCUCUACAAGGCAUGAAUCUCGUGGACGCAGGUCUUCCAUUUUCCGUUUUCUUGAGGAGUCUCUGUGGGGGAAUGAUUUUGGAACGACCAAAGGAAGCUCACAGUGCAUAUUCGUCGUUGACCACAUGACGUGUGUUGCUUUAAAUUCUGGAGACGCUGAUUUGUUGUCAUCAAAUAACUCCCGCUGCAAUGUGGUUUGAUAAAACGUUUUGGCACAGUUAAUCAGAUUUAACUUUGUAUUUUUCUUUUUUCUUAUAGUAACCUAUUUAUUAAAAACUAAUGACAUGGGUAGCCGGUUUUAAUCUUUUAAUUUUAUACUAGUUUUUUGCUUUUUGUGACUUUUCAGGAUACAUGGUACAUUGUUCUUUUGGGGUUUUUUUUUUUUUUUUUUUUUCAGAAGCUGAGGUUUUAACAGAGCCUUAAAUGAUUUCUGUUGAACCCUGGUCUCAUGUCUCUUAUUUUCUCUUCUGAAAGAAACAGUUGUCGUCAUUGAGUAAUAAACACACUGGCCUUUC